Lycium barbarum (goji berry) is the source of this 2010-nucleotide messenger RNA. Its product is annotated as membrane-bound transcription factor site-2 protease homolog. Gene Ontology annotation, molecular function: metalloendopeptidase activity; protein binding. The transcript is spliced from 10 exons. NCBI's taxonomy places the organism in Eukaryota, Viridiplantae, Streptophyta, Magnoliopsida, Solanales, Solanaceae. The record is from RefSeq and is a predicted model, not a curated record. Gene Ontology annotation, biological process: regulation of response to endoplasmic reticulum stress; membrane protein intracellular domain proteolysis. Gene Ontology annotation, cellular component: cytoplasm; membrane. The coding region runs from base 179 to 1783 and encodes 534 amino acids.
GUCCAAACCUAAGUCCACAGUUCAUUUUUUCUCUUGUUAUACAUUCAACUACCCCAAAGCAAAUUAUACUUGGAAUUUCUCACUCUCCAUUUAUUGGUUCUGCUUUUACAGGCUAAUUUAUACUGGCAUUUGAUAGACUGAAAAGGAGUACAAAUCUUGGAAUAUUAUACGAGUGGUAAUGGAAGGGAGACGAAUUCGAAGAUGGCGAAGCCACAACAAUCAAACUCAUAUAUUGCCUGUGCGCCUCAAUCAUCCACUAUCUAACUCCAUUUCUUGUUGGUAUUGUGACUUCAAAUCCUCAAUAUUAAACCAACCCUUGUUUCGUUUCGGACGAACAUAUUCAAGGUACUUGAAAGCUUGGUUCUCUAUGGGUGUUGGUUUUAGUCUUGCCGUUUUAUCAGCUGUUACUGUGAUUCUUUUGUAUGAAAUUGGCCAAAUACUGUGUCUUUAUUAUGGCAACUCCCAGAUGAGCAAUGUGAUGAGUGAAUAUCUGUUUGGUUUUUCUUCUACGAUAUCAGGCUUGACCAUCUCAGUGGCUGACGUUGGAUAUUUGUGCAUAUCUUCCAUCAUAUCGGUUUCAGUGCAUGAACUUGGGCACGCUCUAGCUGCUGCAAGUGAGGGCAUACAGAUGGAGUACAUCGCUGUGUUUUUGGCUGUAUUAUUUCCAGGCGCUCUAGUGGCAUUCAAUCAUGAGUUACUGCAGGCAUUAUCCAAAGUUUCUGCUCUUCGAAUAUACUGUGCUGGCGUUUGGCAUAAUGCAGUUCUUUGUGCUGUUUGUGCCUGGAUAUUGUUCCUUCAACCCUCAAUUUUGUAUCCAUUUUACAUUCAUGCUGAAGGCCCCAUGGUACUGGAUGUGUCUCCAGCAUCACCAUUGUCUGGCUAUUUAUCUCCUGGUGAUGUCAUCAUAUCAUUGGAUGAUAUCCGUAUCAAUAAUGUUCGGGAGUGGUCACAAAGUAUUGUUGUAUUAACUGAACACUCUUAUGAAAACUCUCAGAAUCACAGCCUUGAGAAAUCUAUGAAAAGAAGUAUUGGUAAAGGAUACUGCAUUCCCUAUUCUUUGGUUGAAGAAGGCAAACGUGUUUCGUUGGAAGGCAAGGAAGCUUCUUGUCCUGAUGAACUGAGUGCAUUUAUAACCAUUCCAUGCUUAGAUCAGGCCAUGCCCCAUGAUGACAAUCUUGAGGUUAACCAUCAAAGGGAUGGAGGUGAACUCCGUUGCUUUAAUGCGAAGGAUGUCUUGAAGCUUGAGAAAUGUGGUGAUGGUUGGGGCGGACUUCAUAGCAAUAGGAGCAGCUGCUUAUGUUCUAAGGAGGGAACAUGCUUUCAUCCACUUUUGUCGACCGGUGAAGCAUGGGUGGAGAUCACAUACUCAAGCCCUUCUCCCCUGCAAUGCUCGCAACUUGGAAGAAUGCGUGUGGUCGAUGAUGAUAACUCCAGGGAGAAACCCUGUGUUAAAACCUUUGUUUUUGUGGGUGAUGCAAUUUCAUUAAAACAUUCAGUUCUCUUGACUUCAUAUCAACCUCGUUGGUCAGCUAAAUUUGGUGCACGUCUUCCUUAUGUACUGGAGAAGUUUUUGAUGUUCACCUUUCAUGUCUCUUUGACGCUUGCACUUCUCAACAGCCUGCCGGUUUAUUUCCUUGAUGGUGAGGCCAUCUCUGAGGUGAUUAUAAACUACUUUAGGUUCCUAAGUUCCAGGAGGAGGAGAACUGUUCUUCAGUAUUUCCUAUUUGGUGGAACAGUUACAUCUAUUCUUGUCUUCGUCCGGGUUUUCCUUGUUUUAUUGUGAGGUAAAAUUGUCAUAUCAUGUUUCUUGUAAAGGUGGAGCUUGGAGACAUAUUUGCCCCCUCCGCAGGUUUGGAAAUUUUAUGUAAUCUUCAUUUAUAUUUUGAUAGAUCAACGUGGUAAAUGUUUUUUUGUGCCUCCCUCCCCCACUCUUUCCACAAAAAGAAAGAGGAAGGAAAACAUGUCAUCGACUCAAUUUUGGUCCUGUAAAAAAUGUUUACUAUGCACAAA